UUGGAAACACCAUCCAGAGGAGGCGGCCGGUUCCGUUCAGGCCGGGAGCGGCCCGUACCCGACGCACUGAGGCGGAGGGCGCACGGCGGCGGGCCCGGGCCGCGGCAGGGGCCGAAAAAAGGAGCCUCCCAGAAUGGCCAGCAGUCCUGGAAGUAAUGCAUCCCACUCCCAUGAGAAAACCAUACUCUCAGAAAGUUCUCAAGCAAAGAAAUCGCAGUAUUCUGAAGAGGAGACCUUUUACAUGAACUGCAGAGCAGCCUACCUAGCUGUUUUUAAAAGCAGCUUAGAAAAUAUUAAAUCAAAAGAACAACUCUGUUUAGUGCUUCAACAGGCUGGAAGAAAUCCAUCUCAGAAGAUGGUUAAUCAGUACUGGACUCCCCAGACCACCACACUGAAUUUUGAUGAUUUUUGUAAUAUCUUAAAAAAAGAAAAACCAGCUACAAAAACAGAACUGCUCAAAGCAUUUUUAAAAGUAGAUACAAAUAAUGAUGGAUAUAUUUUGCACACUGAACUUUAUAAAAUUCUGACAAUGAGAGGUGAGAAGAUGACUGUAGAGGAAGUGAAUGCCAUCACUAAAUUGGCUGAUGUAAACAGCAGUGGCAAGCUUGAUUAUAACAAGUUUUGUAAAUUAUAUAUGACAACCAAUGAGCAAUGUCGUAAGACUGCACUAGAGAAACUAGAAGUUGACAGUAGACUGAGGCGUCAGCAGUUUGGAAGUCAAGUUGAAACCUCUGAAAGAGCAACAUCACCAAUUUCAAAACCAUCAUCAAGGACCACAAGGAAAACUGAUCACAAGCCAGCACCAAAGAGAGGUGACAGCAGAACUUCUUCAAGGCCUUCAUCAGCCCAAAGUUGCAAGGCAUCCGUUUCUUCCACUAUCUGCCUGGGCACCAGCGGUAACACAAAUUCAGAGCUAAUUGAGCCAAACACAGUAAAGGAUUGGCAGUGUGCACAGUCCAAAGGAUGCUUCUUCUUAGAGGAAGAUGGUGAAAUCAUUACUCAUAAAUAUAGGUUGUACUUACCUCAAAGGUCAACAGUAUAUAUCACCAUUAAACCUUUAAACCUUAGCCAGUUAGAAGGAAAAACUUCUCCAUGGUUAUCAGUGGACACAGCUUUGUAUGUUCUCAGGGAAAAUGAAAGCCAAGAAAACCUACAGCUUGUGAGCUUUACUGAAGUACAAAAUAAAGAGAUGUUUAUGUGGAAAGGUGAACUGGGAUCUGGUAUUUACUGGCUAAUUCCAUUCACAACUGGCUGUAAGCUCAAGAAGAUAAAAAAGCAAGUUACUGGAGAAGCAAAACUGGUUUAUAGAGAUGGAGAUGGAGAGCUGGCCCUUACCAAAGAGUUCAAAGCAGCUUUAUCAGAUAUAUUUGAAAUGAUUGAUUUAGAUGGAAAUGGCCUUCUGAGCCUGGAAGAAUACAAUUUCUUUGAACUGAGGACUAGUGGUGAGAAAUGUGAUGAGGAAGCAUGGGCAGUAUGCAAGGAGAAUUUUGACACAAAGAAGAAUGAGCUAACAAGACAGGGAUUUAUGGAUUUGAAUCUCAUGGAGGCCAAUGACCGUGAAGGGGAUCCUAGUGACCUUUGGGUCACUUUACUGUCACUGGGCUACAAUAAAGCACUGGAAAUGACAGAGGCAUGCCCCUUUGUCAUUGACAUCUAUGCAGAAAAAUGCAAACCCAGAAUUAAAGCUGUUUAUCUGGAGGCAGGCAGCAGGCAACUUAACAGGGCAAUUUGCAAGUCUGUUGUUAACAAAGGAGAUGCCAAAGUACUGGAUAGUGGUGAAAGUAUAAUUGUCUAUACCUACAAAAGUGAUACACGGAUCACUUCUGUUAUUGAAAAUAAGUCUGAAAACAAAGUGAUUAUUCAUGUCAACAAUGAGCAGAGUAAGAACUGUGUAAAUAACAGGGGACUCAACAUUUUUGCUGUUGAAGUGGCACCAAAAUCCAUGAUGGUUUGUCAGCAUGUGAUGCCUUUGAAAGAGCAAGAAGAAUGGAUAUAUAAUUGUGUGCAUUCUCUUGUACCUUAAACACCAUGUUUAGAAAACAGUCCACUCUUGGAGCUACUAAAACAAGAACUAAAUCAGGAUUGUCCUGUGAUUAAUAGAUAAAUUGAUUAAUCUUGUCCAUUUCAAAACCAAGACUGAUACAGAUCAUUUAUUUUGUAUCUAUGCUUUGCUCCCAUGGUUUCAGCUAUUCAAGCCAAUGAAUCACAAAGCCUGACUUCAAUCUAUCCAGUCCCUCAGAUCUGAUGGCCAGAUAUGGCUUUUUGUGACUGCAAAGCCUGCAGCCACAAGCCCCCCGCACCGCACUCUGCCGAUUUGAGGGAAUUAGAAAUAUAUAUGCUUUCCUUUGUUGGAGAGGAACACAGCCUUGAAAGCAUAAAUCAGCUGGUAGGCUUGAAAGGAAUAAUCAUCUGCAGAAGGAACACACACACACACACACUUUUUACAUAAAAUGAAUCAUUUAUGUUUUGAAUGUAUCCCAAAGAACCAGCUUGCUAUGCCCUCUCUCACAUCCUUAGCUGGUCCUGGGCAUAAGGGUAGACAGUGGUCAUUGACAUGUAGUGGAAGUGCAAGUUAUUGUUUUUCAGCUGUGCCUCACAAAUGCCAAGGCUGGCUCAGCCAACCGUCUUUCCUAUAGCUUGCUGUGCAGUCCUACAUGUACAACUGUCUCUCCAUCCAACUGCUCUUUCCUUUUGGAUAUCCCACCACUAUCUCAAACUCCUCGUAUCAGAAACUGAGCUUCUCUCUCUCCUCUUUGCCACCAUUGACAACUUCACUCCAUCCAUGUCACGCCACCUCUAAUUUGGUGUCGGUUUUGACUCCUCUCCUUUAUAUCCAGUUUUUUGGCAAACCCAAUUUCUUCUUCCUCCAUAUCUCUAAAAUCUAUCCCUUCCUCUCUGUCAAUGACACUGUGUUAAAAAUCUGACCCGUUAUCUUUUACCCUGAUUAAUGUAACUUCUACCUCCAGGCGUCUCUUCUCUCCACUCAGGGCCGGCGCUUCCUAGGCGCAGUU
Messenger RNA from Mauremys reevesii (Reeves's turtle), 3011 nucleotides. RefSeq names its product EF-hand calcium binding domain 7 (gene EFCAB7). Gene Ontology annotation, molecular function: calcium ion binding. NCBI's taxonomy places the organism in Eukaryota, Metazoa, Chordata, Testudines, Geoemydidae. The record is from RefSeq and is a predicted model, not a curated record. Bases 134 to 2023 code for a protein of 629 amino acids. The transcript has 14 exons.